Molecule: messenger RNA, 1227 nt
Organism: Tetrahymena thermophila SB210
Lineage: Eukaryota; Ciliophora; Oligohymenophorea; Hymenostomatida; Tetrahymenidae
Product: arrestin
Exons: 1
Biological process (GO): protein transport
Cellular component (GO): cytoplasm
Source: RefSeq, a predicted model, not a curated record
AUGGGUCAAAGUAAUCCUAAGGAUAACAGAAGAUAAGUUAGGGGAGGUAUUUAUAUUUAGCUUUAAAAGACAUACUUUGUAAGCAACGAAGUUAUUCAUGGCUUGCUGAAUAUCAACUUAGAAGAACCGUUUUAAGGUCAUAUUUUAUAAGUAACUCUAAGUGGGGUAGAAGAAACUAGCUUCACAUUUGAAACUCAUAGAGAAGGUAUAAGAAAAACUAUUUAAGCUUAGGGUCAUAAUGCUUUUCUUAAUUUUUAAAUUCCUAUUUAUGAUUUCGCCUAAGGAUAAUUAUAAUCUGCAUUUGUAAUCAAUCCAUGCUAGUUAGUUAUUCCAUUUUAAUUGGCUAUCUCAGAUAAAAUUCCUUCUUCUGUUUAAUAUUUUUGUAGUGAAAAGAUAAAAUGUUCUCUAAAAUAUUCUAUUAUUGCUGAGAUUAUUUCAACUGAACCAAAUGUUAAACCAGUUUAUGGAAGUCAAGAGAUAUUUAUCGGGUAAUAAAUACCUUCUUUUGACUUAACUUUCACAAGCACUGCUUAGUAGCCAGAAUUGUGUUACUGCUGUAAGCCAGGAUACAUUUAGUACAGUAUAAAUAGGAAUUAGGAAUGCUAUUCACCUAAUGAGGUGAUGAAUCUCAGUAUGGAAAUAGAUUUUAGCUAAUUUAGUAAAACAGUAAAUGAAUUAACUAUAAAAUUAGUUGGGCAGUUAAGUAUGAAGGCAGAUAAUACAGUUGUAAAUAGAAUAAUUGAAUUAAAUGAAAAUAGCAUUAACGUAAAAGUAUAAUCCUCUUAAAUGAAAUCUGAAGUUCAAUUUAAAAUACCUGGCAAUAUACCCUUAAGUUCUAAAGGAUAAUUAAUUGAAGUCAUUUACUACUUAUACAUUAUUCCUAAAAUAGACACAUUUUAUUGUGUUUCAGAUAGUUCUCCUCAUUAUUUUGAAAUUUAGAUAAAUCCAAACUCUAACUUAUUAUAAAAUAGUUAAAACAUUCCUCAAUUACUAUAAAUUUAAGCUCCUUAAAAUUGGAACCCAAAUUAGUUAUAACCUUCUUAAUUUAAUUAGAAUUAAUUACAAUUAUUUGUUCAACAAAAAAAUUAAUAAAAUUAGCAGAAUUCAUAUAAUCCACAAUAUGAAAAUAAUUUAAAUAUGAUACAACCAAGUACUAUGAUUUAAUAAAUUUUGAUAAAACCAUCUGGUUAACCUUAAAUGAUUAACUAAAAUUAAAAGUAUAUUUGA